Molecule: messenger RNA, 5634 nt
Organism: Ceratitis capitata (Mediterranean fruit fly)
Lineage: Eukaryota; Metazoa; Arthropoda; Insecta; Diptera; Tephritidae
Gene: tna
Product: zinc finger MIZ domain-containing protein 2
Exons: 12
Coding region: 1210-4890 (1226 amino acids)
Biological process (GO): regulation of transcription by RNA polymerase II; protein sumoylation
Molecular function (GO): SUMO ligase activity; zinc ion binding
Source: RefSeq, a predicted model, not a curated record
UUUAAAAAUUUUAAUUCAACAAAAUUUAAAAAAAAAAUUGAUAUUGUGCAGAAUUCAAAAAAGUUACGAACAAAUUAGUACACAGCAAAGUUUAAAUUUUUAUGAAAAAAAUUCCAGAAAAAAAUCGAAUAUAAAAUUUAUAAAUAUACGCAUAUCUGUGGUUUUCAGUUUGUUAUUGUAUUGUAGAUACACAGGUACCAACUUAUACAUAGGAUACUUAAAAGUUUAUAUAUAUCUUUUCUUAUCAACGCUUUAGCCCUUUUUCUAGUGCUGCGUUACGUUUACUGAAAAUCAAAUUUACUUUAUAUUUUAAAUAACUGAAAAUUUAAGAUUUAAAAAAAAGAAAGAAAAAAUUUAAAAUUUUUACUAAUUAUGUAUAAAUAGUAUACAACUAAGUGGCGGAAGCUAUGCCAUCAACGCUACGCUACACAAAAGACUUCUUCAGCUAAUUUAAUAGGCACGAAUUCGAAAACAAAUUUAUUAGCAAUAGAUAUUUAUAAAAAACGUUCUCAAAUUUCCAUAUCAAAGCAUUUGAAAGGAUAUCGUUCUGUAAGAGACAAAAGGUGAAAAAUAGCAGCUCAAGAUCUCUGUUGCCCCUCAAAAGGAUAUCUACGAAAAAUAUGAGGCAGAGAAUAACAACUUUGCUGGAAGAGAUAGAUGCUUUGGGAGCACAGAGCUCAGAUGAGAACAAAACACCAAGUCAGAAAACAGCAGAAGAAGAGGGUGCCAGAAUUUGAAAACACAAAUAAUUUUAAUUAAACUAAAGGCCAAACGCUUAGAUCAUUGAAAAUUAAGCUGCAACAAAAAGGCAAUUCCUCCAAAGAGAUUUGCCAAAUGAAAACACGCAAAACGAAAACUGUUAAGUACCGCAUUUAAUCCUACUUCCACAACGUAUGCAUUUUCUGCCAAAGUACAACUCAGCUGCCACCCGACAUAGCCAAGCUUUUGGCUUUUCAAUCAAAAAUUCGUUUAUUUAUUUUUAUACUUUUCUAAAACAAGACAAAAAAGCUUUUCUUCCAACAACAACUUUCCUCUGUGACAUGACUCCAUAAAAUACGUCGAAAAAAAAAAUUCAAAAAGCAACAAAUUAGUUAACUGGCUGCGCAAAAGCAGCUACGCGGUACGUCGUCUCGGUCUCAAACAUUUUCGCUUUUGCCCUAAAUACAAAAACAAACCAAAAGUACAGAGUAAAGAUUCUAAAACUACAAUAUGCAUACAAAUUCAGUGACCUACAUUGAAUAUGAAACUAUAACAAAAACAAUAACAAAAUCAUGUUCUCGUUCUUGCACUCACAUGGUGAAUGGUGUGGGUAUAAGAGCGGCGGAAGAAGUGAAAGGAGAGAAAGUCGAAAGGGCAAAAGGUGGAGCGGAGUUGUUGAAAAGGCGUUCUAGUAAAUUUUCAAAGUUUUUCCAUGCAACAACUGGUUUAAAGAAAAUUCGUAGUCUAUUUGCGAGAAAAAAUGAUGAAAUGAACGCCGGCAACGGCUCCUCGCGGGCGCCAGCCUCCGGGAGCCAAAUAUCACCACAACUACCCGACGUACAAACGCAACAGCAACAGCAGCAGCAGCAGCAGCAACAACAACAGCAGCAGCAUCAGCAACAACAGCAGCAGCACCAACAACAACAACAACAAAUUCAACAACAACAGCAGCAGCAGCAACAACAAAAUAACAACACAUACGGCAACUAUCCCAGCAUAUAUAAUCCAACAGCAGCACAGAAUGGCAUCACACCACCAGUUGGCACAUACUCCAUGGGUGAGCCCGAUACGUUGCGCACACUAAAGAAUACAUUUGGUCCGAAUUCCGAAUUUACAACAAGCGGCUACGCCAGCAACUAUAGUAAUAUGGUAACGGCUAAUGGUGGUGGUCUGCAACAGCAACAACAGCAACAGAUGGACAAUAUGAGUGGCAUGGCUGGCGGUUAUGGGCAGAUGAGCGCCAAUCAAAUGCACGGUGGUAAUGUGCAAAAUCUCUAUAUGAAUGGCAACAUCGGUGCUAACGGUAGCGGCAAUCCAAGUGCGACCAAUAUGAAUGGCGCUGGUGGCAAUGCCUCCCAAGUGGCUGGUGGUAAUCCAAAUGUUAACAUGAAUACCGGUCCCAACAUGCAAAUGGGCCAUAUGAAUGCAUACAAUGGUGGUGGUGGCGGCAGCGGGGUCAGUGGCGGUGUUGUUGGCGGCGUUGGUCCCAAUGGCAAUCCCAAUCUAGCGCCAUCAAGGCAUCAAAUGAACCCUAUGAACCAGAUGCAGAGUAUGACUAUGGGUGGUGGUCCCCAAAUGACACCCCAACAGCAGCAACAGGCAAUGAACGGUCUUGGUCCUAUGGCCAAGAUGCAAGGUAUGGCGAAUGGUGGUUAUGCGCGACGCUCCGCGCCAUAUCCUUCAGCACAAAUGCAUGCGGCGCAAAAGCGUGCUAGCUACACCUCCAUGGGCAAUCCGUCUAUGCAGAAUGUUCCUCCACAAAUGGGCAUGCAACAUUAUGGCCAGCAAAUGCAUCCACAAGCCGGUAGCGGUGUGCCAGUACCAAUGCAAGCUGCUGCUUAUGGCCGUGGCGGUCCCAUGAGUGGUUAUGCUCGCGCUAACGCAAUGGGUCCCGGCAUGGGUCCGGGUGGCAUGGGUCCUGGUGGUAUGGGUCCUGGCGGCAUGGGUCCCGGUGGUAUGGGUCCCGGUGGCAUGUGCCCUAGCAGUAUGGGUCCUGGUGGAAUGGGACCAGGCGGUAUGGGUCCAGGUGGUGUUAGUGCAAUGCAACGUGGUAUGCCACAAGGUCCAGGUGGUUAUAGCGCUGCAAUGGCACAUCAGCAGAAUCAAUAUUAUCCAGGUGUAAAUGGUGGUGGUGGUGGCGGUAUGGGUCCGGCUGGUCCGGGUCCUCUUACGAAUACCGGAGCAAUGUACCAGAAUCAAGGUUUCCAGCAAAAUUACCAACAUAGCCCAGUUCCUGGUAAUCCGACGCCGCCAUUAACACCUGCCUGCAGCGUUCCAUACAUCAGUCCGAAUCCAGACAUCAAACCAAUAAUGGACAACUGCGAGGAGAUGCGAUUGACAUUCCCCGUACGUGAUGGCAUCAUACUUCCACCGUUCCGCUUGCUGCAUAAUCUCUCCGUCAGCAAUCACGUAUUCCACUUAAAACAGAAUGUCUACAAUACGCUCAUGUGUCGCUCCGAUCUCGAGCUGCAGUUGAAAUGCUUCCACCAAGACGACCGACAAAUGAACACAAAUUGGCCACAUACAGUAACGGUAUCGGCCAAUGCCACGCCCCUCACCAUUGAACGUUCCGAAAAGACGGGGCAAGCAUUGCGGCCGCUAUAUCUUAAGGGGGUGUGUCAACCCGGACGUAAUACUCUGCAACUUACCGCUAGUUCCUGCUGUUGUUCCCACUUAUUCGUGCUGCAGCUAGUCCAUAGACCCUCCGUACGGCACGUACUACAGAGCCUACAUAAACGCAACUGCUUACCAGUAGAUCAUUGUGUGGCGAAAAUCAAACGCAACUUUAUGGUCUGCUCAACGACUAGUGGUCCACUAGAGCCCGGCGCUAACAACAUGGAAGCGACCAAGUGCACUAAGAUCUCAUUGAAAUGUCCGAUAAUGAAAUCUCGAAUACGAAUGCCAGCGCGAGGACAUGAAUGCAAGCAUAUCCAGUGUUUUGAUCUGGAGGCCUAUCUGCUUAUGAACUGCGAGCGUGGCGCUUGGCGGUGUCCAGAAUGCAAUAAACCUGCGUUAACAGAAAGUUUAGAGAUCGAUCAAUACGUCUGGUCUAUUUUGGAUAAACUGAAUACCACUGAUGUGGAUGAAGUCAUUAUUGACUCGAGUGGUAAUUGGCGCGCGGCGCAGGGUAUGCAUCAAGGUUCACCGCUCACGGCGAUGUCAGCGCAAAUGCCCAGCCCAAUGUCCGGACAAAUGGUUGGCCAAGUACCUGGCGCACAGAUGCCGGGACAAAUGGGUGGUCAAGCACCAAAUCAAAUAGGUGGACAGAUGCCAGCACAAAUGGGCGCUCAAAUGCCUGGACAAAUGGGUGCACAGAUGCCCGGUCAGAUGCAGGGACAAAUGAGCCAGAUGGUCGGUGGUCAAAUGCCAGGACAAAUGGGCAGCCAACUGCCCGGACAAAUGGGCGCCCAGAUGGUAGGCCAAAUGGCCGGUCAACUUGGUGGUCCAAAUGUACCGACUAUUAAACAGGAGAAUACAUUCGACGAUCAAUCAAAAGUUAUGUCACCAUGGGACAACUCGCAGGCGAUGAGUCCUUACAUGCAACAUGACAUGAAUGCAGGCACACCUAAUGUACCCGGCGCUGGGCAAAUACGUAGUCCCUUCGAUAUGUACGGAGGUGGUGAUGUUGGUGUUGCUGAUCAGCAUGCAAGUGAUACUGGCAAUUCUCUGGACCAGCUUAAUGCAAUGGAGAAAAGCCUUACAGAUCAGAUGCCACACACUCCGCACACACCCAUGCAUCCGAUGACACCCGGCGGUCCACCAAGUGUCAGCUCGGCGCAUAAUGAGCCCUCAACACCCAAUGCGAAUAUAUCCAACUCCUCACCACAAACACCAGGCACACCCGGCCAACCAGGUGGUCCUGCAUCCAAUCGAGGUACUACGAGUGACUCACAACAUCAACAGCAAUUACACUCCCAGCAGUCAGUCCAGCAAUCACAGCAAGAGCAAAUAAUUAACUCGCUAAUUAACUCACAACCCAAUGGUUUGUCGAAUCUCAACGAGACCGAUUUGAAUGCCGAACUGAAUAUGGACAACAAUGACGGUGCUGGAGAUUUGAAUCUUCUUCCUGAUGUUGAUCCCAUGGAGAUUCUCUCGUAUUUGGACCCACAACCUGAUCUAAAUACGCCGCCAUCAAGUGGUUCCAGUAAUAACAACAACAAUGACGACAUACUUUCGACACUAUUCGAUUGAGACAAUCUACUGGCUGAGUUGUUGCAAUUGCAUGGUCAAAAACUACAGAAAAUAAAGCAAGCAAAUGAUGAGUCCUCAAGCAAUGCUCUUGAAGUGUAUGUGUAAUCGAAGCAUGCCAACAACAAAAUAAACACCUGUACACAUGUAUGUACAUACAAACCGAGGACCGCAAACAAGAGGAUGGCAAACAAAAGAAAAAAAAUGGUUAGUUGAAGGCGAAACCAACAAAUUGGACUGCUUGGCGUAAUAUUUCUACAUCCGGAGAAUAUCAAAAAAAGGCACUACACAACUUUUUGGCGUAGCUUUUUGCUAUUUCUUCGCAGGAAAAAAUUAAACAAACGAAAAAUAAAACAAAAACUAAAUGUAAAUUCAAAGUUUAAGAUUUUAGAAAAAAAAAUUGCUACAUUUGUAAUGUGUAAAAUUUUUUUAAAAUAUUUUUCCUUUGUGGAAAAUCCAAUAUUACGCAUAAGUAGAAAUAUUGUAGUGAAAAACGCACUUAGUCUACAACAUUUACAAUAAACCAACAACAAAUAGUCGCAUAGACAACUGCAAAAAUGAUUGCAAUGAAAUGAAAACACUUUGAAAUAUUUCUAUGAAAUCUAACUUUCGACGAUCUGUACAUACAUAUACAUAGUAUUAUUAAUGUUUUAACCAACUUAAAUACAGAAAUUAAAACUAAACAAACAAACAGAAAAAAAAAACAUUUACAAAUAAAAUCUCACAAAUUUUUGUGUGCAGCUCUAA